AUGGAGCUUUUUGCCAUCUUUGCAUUCGCAACAUGCGGUGGGUAUUCUGGAGGACUGCGCCUCAGUGUGGACUGUGCAAACAAGACAGAGAGUGACCUCAACAUUGACAUAGCCUUUGCCUAUCCUUUCAGGUUGCAUCAGGUGAACUUCGAUGCACCCACCUGUGAAGGCAAACGACGGGAAAAGCUGUUUCUAAUCGGGGACUUCUCUUCCUCGGCGGAGUUCUUCGUCACAAUCGCGGUCUUUGCCUUCCUCUACUCGCUGGCAGCCACUGUGGUUUACAUCUUCUUCCAGAAUAAGUACCGUGAAAACAACCGGGGGCCUCUCGUUGACUUCAUCGUGACGGUGGUCUUCUCGUUCAUGUGGCUAGUGGGCUCCUCUGCUUGGGCCAAAGGACUGUCUGACCUCAAGGUUGCGACGGAUCCAGAUGAAGUGCUGUUACUGAUGUCCGCUUGCAAGCAGCAGACCAAUAAAUGCAUGCUGGUGCACCGCCCAGUCAUGUCCAGCCUAAACACCUCGGUCGUCUUUGGAUUCUUGAACUUUAUUCUCUGGGCAGGCAAUAUUUGGUUUGUUUUUAAGGAGACGGGCUGGCAUUCCUCAGGCAUGAGGCACCCUCCAGACACCAUGGAGAAACAAUCGAGCAGCUUUAACCAAGGUGGCUAUAAUCAAGACAACUACGGGCCAACUGGUGGGUAUAACCAACCAGCCAGCUACGGCCAGGUGGGUGAAUACAGCCAGCAGCAAAGCUAUAGUCAGAGCGGGCCGACUUCGUUUGCCAAUCAAAUUUAGCAUCCGCAGAGUUUGCAUUUUUGCCUCCGUUCGAUGUAGACAGUUUAACAACACUAAGGUUCAGUGGCACCAGAUUUUUAAAGAGUUUAAAUAAGUUAACACAACAGAGUGUUUCAUGUAAUUCAAGAUCUAA
Molecule: messenger RNA, 922 nt
Organism: Alligator sinensis (Chinese alligator)
Lineage: Eukaryota; Metazoa; Chordata; Crocodylia; Alligatoridae
Gene: SYNPR
Product: synaptoporin
Exons: 5
Coding region: 1-789 (262 amino acids)
Cellular component (GO): synaptic vesicle membrane; synaptic vesicle
Source: RefSeq, a predicted model, not a curated record